This is a messenger RNA of Poecilia latipinna (sailfin molly), 1005 nucleotides long. It is a transcript of the gene serp2, whose product is annotated as stress-associated endoplasmic reticulum protein family member 2. The record is from RefSeq and is a predicted model, not a curated record. The transcript has 5 exons. Gene Ontology annotation, cellular component: endoplasmic reticulum. NCBI's taxonomy places the organism in Eukaryota, Metazoa, Chordata, Actinopteri, Cyprinodontiformes, Poeciliidae. Bases 405 to 602 code for a protein of 65 amino acids. Gene Ontology annotation, biological process: endoplasmic reticulum unfolded protein response.
GCAGACAAUAAAGAUAGAUGCGCCUGAACAUGUAAGGCGAGGAGGAAGCUGCCGCAGUAUGACUUCAUUUCUGUGAAUUCUGCUCGUUGAGAACUUCCAGGGACGACUGGACGACUGAACUCAAUAAUUUAUGCUCCAUGUUGCUGCGGCGAUCUUCUGAGGAGCAGCUUCUCAUGACAUCCACUGGAAAACAAGAGCUAACAGGAGCGGGAAUCCACAUUCCUGAGGAUGGCCUUGCUGGCGGAGGCUCUCCUUCACAUCCUGGUUGACCCGCGAGUUUCUGGUCUCCUAGCAACUGAGCUGCGCUAGCUUGACGCGGCGGUGCUGUGGUCAGCCUGCAGCAUCAGAGGAAAAUAACAGGCUAAGCAGAGUGUAAGCCCCUGAUUGUGUUGUUUCCCUGGAAGAUGGUGGCCAAACAGAGGAUCCGGAUGGCCAACGAGAAACACAGCAAGAACAUCACGCAGAGAGGAAACGUAGCCAAGACGCUGCGACCCCAAGAGGAGAAGUACCCCGUCGGCCCCUGGCUUCUCGCCCUCUUUGUAUUCGUUGUUUGUGGAUCAGCCAUAUUCCAGAUCAUCCAGAGUAUCCGUAUGGGGAUGUGACACAGGGGGCGGGCCGCGACCCCUGACCCUCUCCUCAUGCCCUCACUGAGCCCGGCUAGCCACCGCCUGCACACUCACGCCCUCAUCCCCCACAGAGCGACCUCUGACCCCCGAUCAGCGUUUCCAGUGUUGCAGUCUGUGGUGCUGACAGCUUUUCUAUGGACAGUCUAAAACCACGCUGACUGCAGAACGACUUUCAUUCGUCGCUUGGCUCCUGUGUGUGUGUGAGUGUAUGUGUGUGUGUGUGUGUGAGAGAGCUGGCGGUGAAUCCUGCUGACUAUGUGCCAUAACUGUGUUAGUUUCUUCUGUACUGUACGAAUGAAGAAUGUAGAUUUUUGUCUGUUUUUUUGUUUUUUUUAGUUUUUUUGUUUUUCAAAUAAAUGUGAAGCAAUUGGAGCCGUCA